Artibeus jamaicensis (Jamaican fruit-eating bat) is the source of this 1389-nucleotide messenger RNA. It is a transcript of the gene MMP23B, whose product is annotated as matrix metallopeptidase 23B. Gene Ontology annotation, biological process: collagen catabolic process; proteolysis; extracellular matrix organization. Lineage: Eukaryota; Metazoa; Chordata; Mammalia; Chiroptera; Phyllostomidae. Gene Ontology annotation, cellular component: extracellular matrix. The coding region runs from base 1 to 1353 and encodes 450 amino acids. Gene Ontology annotation, molecular function: metalloendopeptidase activity; zinc ion binding. The record is from RefSeq and is a predicted model, not a curated record. The transcript is spliced from 8 exons.
AUGGCCAGCUGGUUCCCUUCAGGGGUGGCUGUCCCCACCCCCUGCUCCCCACCCCCACCCCGGGGCUGUAACCCGAGCUGUCUCAGCGCCUCCCCUGGCUAUUCGUGCUCCUGCAGGUCCCACAGCCCAGGCACCCAGAGCCCCGACAGCAAGUCAGAGUCCAUAGGAGCCAUGGCCCGCGGGCCCUGCGUCUCCUGGGCGUGGUGGGGCGCCCGCGCGCCGGCCGGCGGGUUGGGGGCCCUGCUGGGCGCCCUGUGCCUGCUGCCUGUCUUGACGUUGCUGGCCCGGCUGGGGGCCCCGGCUGCCUGGCCCUCCGAGAGCGCCCCACAGGGAGAUGCCACGCCCCACCCCGCGGGGGUCCCCAUUACCCGGGGGCCGGGCCCGCUGCCCCACCAGGCACCCCGCAGACGCCGCUACACGCUGACCCCAGCCAGGUUGCGCUGGGACCACUUCAACCUCACCUACAGGAUCCUGUCCUUCCCCCGGAACCUGCUGAGCCCCAGGGAGACCCGGCAGGGCCUGGCCGCCGCCUUCCGCAUGUGGAGCGAGGUGUCCCCAUUCAGCUUCCGUGAGGUGGCCCCCGAGCAGCCCAGCGACCUCCGAAUAGGCUUCUACCCGGUCAACCACACGGACUGCCUGGUGUCCGCAUUGCACCACUGCUUCGACGGCCCCACGGGCGAGCUGGCCCACGCCUUCUUCCCCCCGCACGGCGGCAUCCACUUUGACGACAGCGAGUACUGGGUGCUGGGCCCCACGCGCUACAGCUGGAAGAAAGGAGUGUGGCUCACCGACCUGGUGCACGUGGCGGCCCACGAGAUCGGCCACGCGCUGGGCCUGAUGCACUCGCAGCACAGCCGUGCGCUCAUGCACCUCAACGCCACGCUGCGCGGCUGGAAGGCGCUGUCGCAGGACGAGCUGUGGGGGCUGCACCGGCUCUACGGCUGCCUGGACCGGCUGUUUGUGUGCUCGUCCUGGGCGCGGAGGGGCUAUUGCGACGCCCGCCGCCGGCUCAUGAAGAGGCUGUGCCCCAGCAGCUGCGACUUCUGCUAUGAGUUCCCCUUUCCCACGGUGGCCGCCACUGCGCCGCCUCCCAGGACCAAAACUCGCCUGGUGCCCGAAGGCAGGAACGUGACCUUCCGCUGCGGCCAGAAGAUCCUGCACAAGAAAGGCAAAGUGCACUGGUACAAGGACCAGGAACCGCUCGAGUUCUCCUUCCCCGGCUACCUGGCGCUGGGCGAGGCGCACCUGAGCAUCAUCGCCAACGCCAUCAACGAGGGCACCUACACGUGCGUGGUGCGCCGGCGACAGCGCGUGCUCAGCACCUUCUCCUGGCGGGUGCGCGUGCGCAGCUGAGAGCGCAGGGCCGCCCAUAAAGCGCUUUCUCUCUGA